Bicyclus anynana (squinting bush brown) is the source of this 4590-nucleotide messenger RNA. RefSeq names its product poly [ADP-ribose] polymerase tankyrase-2. Bases 1035 to 2660 code for a protein of 541 amino acids. The transcript is spliced from 4 exons. Gene Ontology annotation, molecular function: protein binding. Gene Ontology annotation, biological process: protein localization to ciliary inversin compartment. NCBI's taxonomy places the organism in Eukaryota, Metazoa, Arthropoda, Insecta, Lepidoptera, Nymphalidae. Gene Ontology annotation, cellular component: ciliary inversin compartment. The record is from RefSeq and is a predicted model, not a curated record.
GAUAUCUACUGAGAUAAUAUGUAACAUUCUGACCCAUUUAUGACGGCUCACAGCGAUUUCCAUAAUUUUUAAUCUCGUGCCCAACGCAUUAAAUAUAUUGUAGUGUAUCCGCUGACUAACGCCAUGGUUUUUUCAUAUUAGCCCGGAGAAAAUCAAAGUCCCAAUACCUCAAUGGUAAAGAGGCUCGACUCUGGUCAUGGGUUUGGACCAAGCCCGCUGGAGUGAAUAUUCUCAAGACUGUUUUUCCGACUAUUUAUGGGGAACGUGAAUAUUAGUCAAUAUUGAAAAUAAUUUUGGUAAAUAUUCUUUAACAAAAUAAAUUAAGAAAAUACGCUUUUACUUGGACGGUUGAGCUUCUGGACCUUUAUUACCUGCUCCGAAAAGCCACCAUGAUACAAUCUCCAUAGUUGCCAACCGUAUUCACUUAAGGUAGAAGCAUGAGUGACAACUUUUAGCUUAGAUUUAGCGAACACGAUAUUUAGCCAUUAUAUUCGAUAUUUUUUUUUUUUCAUUUCCCCGACUUGAUGCUUGACGGUAAUAUUUGAUCGUGUGUGACUAAAUGGAAAUUACUUUUUGUCUGUGGACUAUGGAAAAACACAGAUGAAAUUAAUAUACACCUACUCUGUACUCUAUUAAUCUGUGGUGAGUGACACAAACGUCAAAUGAAGGUGAGUUGUCUGUGGUAUGAAAUCCGAAAAAUAACAAAUAAAAAUACGUAGUGAAGUGACUUUAAUUUUUAAUUUAAACUCUCUGCAAAUAAAUACAAUUUACAAAAUCAUACAAAAUGUAUUUAGCCACUGUUUGUGUUUAGUCCGCUGUUAUAAAGGUCACAAUAAAAAGGAAAUUAGAAUUAGAAACGAUAAUAUUGGAAAGAAAAGAAAAUAGUUUUGUCUUUUGGGUAGUUAUAUACUGUUUUGUGUUCAUACCAGUGACUAUUGAGUCCGGUGUGUAUACAGCAUACAACUCCCUUUUUCCAUUUAUAACCUUACAUUCCUAUUAUAAAUUGGUAAUAAAUAAUUUUGAAGGGGUCAAAUAUGGAUUUUAGUUCUCUGAACCCUCUCUCUUCAAACUCGCUAAAUCUCGCCGCUAGGAACAAUGAUGUCCAAAUGGUGAAAAAGUUGUUGAAAAAAAAGAACCCUAACUGUGUGGAUAACAGAGGUUGGACUUGCCUUCACGAGGCGGCCGCUAAAGACAGCUAUGAGAGUUUGUUGCUCAUCCUAAAACACGAGGACAUCAGGCCUUUAGCGGAAACGCACGAAGGGCACACCGCCCUGUAUCUGGCGUGUCGAUAUAAGAGCUCUAUACAAACUAUUCAAGCUUUAUUGGACAGCGUACCAGACAUAGCUAACUAUGGAAGCACAGAGAAUGUUACUCCUUUACAUGUUUGUAGCGCUGAAGGUAGGCUUGAAGUAAUGCAAUUAUUAAUUGACUAUGGCGCGAUGUGCGAUGUUCAAGAUUUUAGUGGAGAUACCCCAUUACAUGACGCUGCUGACUGCACUCAAUAUGAUGCAGUCAGUUUUUUGCUUCAUGCUGGAGCAAAUCCAGAAAUUAGGAACGAAUCAAACUACACGCCAUUUCAUUUAGCAUGCAACAAAGGAUGUUACAAAACUAUGCAUAGAAUUUACCCUUUUAUAAGUGAUAUAAAUGCGGUGACUGUUAAUGGGGAUAGCCCAUUAAUCUUAGCGACACAGGGAUGUAGUGAUGAAAUUGUGCAAUUUUUAUUGGAAAAAGGUGCUGAUCCACACAUAAGAAGCAAAGUUGGGGAACUUGCACUAACCGCGGCUUUGAACAUAGGCAACAGUUCGGGUUUCAAAAUUCUUUUAGCAGUCACAGAUCUGAGCAAAAUAUCUAAGAAUAUUAUUUUAACUGCAUGCAAUCCAAAUUUUUUCAAAAUGGAAAUAGUUGAAAGUCUUUUGAGACAUGAUUUGGGCCCCGAGUUCUUUGACUUUUAUGAAAAGUUCCAUGUGCAGUUGGAGAGUAUUGGUGAAUUCAGACCUAAGUACCUCACUAAUGCUCCGAUCAAUUCCUAUUUAAGUAUAUGUGAGUAUAUACACUAUAAGGCAAGAGAGAAGUUCAAAGAGUUUUUCUACCUGUUCCUAAUAAGAGGCGUUUCAGUAGAUGCUAUUGAUGUAAAUGAAUGCCCGCCUUUGGUAUACAUCCAUUACUGUUUGCAUGCAAAUGUCUUUGAAGAGGUAUUAAAAAUCUUCAGAGAGCAUGGCUGUAAUGUAGAUUAUUGCAGUAUGUUACAUCCAUACACCAAUUAUAUGCCAUUCUUGGACAAAAACAUGUACAUGCCGGAUGCAAUCUUUGCAUCCCUCACAGCAGACCCCACCACACUGCCCUUGAUGUUGGUUCACAGCCUUCACUGUGAUCCGGAAUAUGUGUUGAGUUUUGCAAAUAAGAAUGACAUGUUGGGAAGGAUACCACACUAUGUACAAGUUCAACUGGUGUCCAUGAUUGGUGUCAAUCAUGCUCAUCUUACACCUUUAGAGUCUUUAGUAUUUAUGCCAUUACCACUGAAGCACCUUUGUAGACAAAGGAUUAGGUCUUCCCUAAGAAGUUCUUACAAUAAUAGUCUGAAAACGACAAAUCAAUUCUAUGCUUUACUCGAUCAGUUAAUAAUACCUCGGAUAUUAAAAAACUAUCUACGAUUUGACUAGUUAUUAAAGUGCGGUUUUAACUGAACACUCAAACUGUUCAGUUCAAUCAUUUGUGCGUAGUGUCUGUAAAUUUUAACUUAACAGUUUUUUUUUGUUAACAUUUUAUUCUCUGUAUUUCCAUUAGAUAAAACUGAAUUUCUGUAGCCCGAAUAAGGGAGUAAGAUUUUUUUGAAAACAAGCAAAUAGAAUAGCGAUCCCUGAAAAAUGUCCCAUACAAAAUGAUAUGAUUUAAUAUUGUCAUAUGUCUGAUCGUUAGAUUUGUAUGAGCUGUGAAACAAAAUUACUAAUAUCAGUGUUAUUUGUGCGUUUAUGUUUAUAGUUCAAACAUUGAAAAAUGUCACAUUUAAUGUAAGGCAUUUUUCUUCAUCUAAUUAUGAUUAAAGAUUUUUUAAUAGAUUUUGUAACUUUAUAAUCUUAUUUAUUUUGCAAAUCUCCAGUCUAGUAUAUGAAUAUAUUCCAAUCUAGUCAUCUUUAAUUGCAAAUUAAACUUAGAUAAGGAAGUAGUUGGUAUAUGCAGAGCUUUUAGUUUUAAGUCUUCUAAAAAAUAUUUGAAAUGCAAAAGCAAAUAUUUAAAUCUUAAAUUUUAAUUUUGUUUUAGGUAGGUAGAUUUAAAAAACAAAUGUAAUAUAAAUAUCAAUAUAAGCAAAAGUGAUUAUAUAUUUUGUUAACAUAUAAGCAAUGCUGGGUAUUUGGGUACACAAAUUGGGGCCCUAUUAACAUAAUGAUACUUAUUUAAGCAGAAAUUUAAUUAAUGUGCUAUAUAAGACCAAAAAAUAGAUAUUUUGCAAAUUAUAUGCAAAUAUAAAAGGAAUGCAUUGACCUCUUAUAAUAAAAGGAUGCACAAUCAUGUAGAAAAUUUCACUUAAAAACUGGCCAAUUUUGCUUUGACAGUUUUAGGGCUUGUACACAAAACUGCGAUGCGACGUCGCAUCGCAAAAAUCUGCGAGCUCCCUCUACGCAUCGCAAGAACUUGCGAAUUGAUUCGCAUCGCGCAUUCCUGCGAUGUUGCGUCACACUUGUUGACGCCAUUUUUAGUUCGCUCUGGGACAGCGUGUGGGCAAGACGUGUACUUUAAAAAUGACAGAAUACGACGUUGAUUUUUUAAUAUCACUGAUCGAGGAGCGCCCUGUUCUUUGGGAUACUAGUAAUGAAGAUUAUAAAAACAAAUUCAUUAAACAAGAUGCUUGGAAGGACGUGUGUAAAAGUUUAUUUCCAAAUUUCGAGGAAAAAGAAAACAAUGAAAAAACUAAACUUGGAAAUUCAGUAAUACAAAGAUGGAGGGGGAUUAAGGAUACCUUUAAUAAAUAUGAAAAGAAACUCAAAGAUGCAAGUAGGUCAGGGUCUGCAUCCAAAAAUAUAAAAGAAUACCAUCUGUACAAACAAUUACAAUUUCUUAAGAAAAAUUUGCAAAAUGAGACCACUACUAGUAUAAAUGAUUCAGAAAAUGAGCAGGAUAAUCAAGAAGGUACAUCUAAAACACGUUACCAAAGGCAGCCACCAAAACGAAAGAUGGUUAAUAAUUUUGAAGAUGAUAUUGUAAAGAUUUUAAAGGAACCUGAGAAUAGACACAUAUCUUUUUUUAAAGGUAUUCUACCAUCACUUGAAAGAUUAGAUGACAAUAAAACUCUAAUCUUUCAGAGCAGAGUUCUUCAAAUUUUAACAGAAUUGCAUCAACCUCAUGGCUACUACUAUCCGAAUAGCAACUACCAGGGUGGCUAUCAAACUCAACAUUUUGCGACAUCUCAACAAACGCCACUGAUACGUCCACAGUCAUCUAACAUACCAGAUCAAAUUGAUUCACCCAGUAAUGAUUUUUCUAACUCAAGCAUAUUAAGCACACUUUCAACUGAAGAAGACUUUGAUUUUUCGUAAAUUUUAUGAAUUGUAAUAUUUUAAAAACUCUUUUCUCAAUAAAAACUAAUGUAAACAA